This is a messenger RNA of Ruditapes philippinarum (Manila clam), 2164 nucleotides long. RefSeq lists its product as uncharacterized. NCBI's taxonomy places the organism in Eukaryota, Metazoa, Mollusca, Bivalvia, Venerida, Veneridae. Gene Ontology annotation, molecular function: ubiquitin-protein transferase activity; protein binding. The record is from RefSeq and is a predicted model, not a curated record.
UAAAUAAAUAAAAUGAAUAUGAAUGAAUGAAUCGGUUGCUUUAUAAAAUAUAGUAAAUAUAAAUUAUUUAUCAUCAUUAUCAGACACAUUUAUCAAGAUCAUUCAUAAUGUCAUUUAUUAAACAAAUAAAUAGCACCAGUUAUGUGAAUUAAGCACAAGGUUAAAGCACAAACCAUCACCAAAUGAACGUAACUCAAUGAUUAUUAUAUGGUAAGGAUCAAACUGAAAACAAACUUAAGUACCAAAACUUCAAGAAUUAAAUCAACUCAAAAUUUAUUAGACAUUGGUUGAAACAAUAAACAUACUCAAUCACUAUUGAAUUUAUUUAACAUAGUCAACAUAAAUAAUUGUUAAACCCAAAAUAAAAAAAUGAGGGGUGAAGUGUCUUAAUCAAAUUUCUUAAAAUGAGGGGGAAGUCACUUAGUGUCUGCAAAAAAAUGGCCUAGGGUGAAGUGUCUGGGGGUUGAAGUGUCUGUAAGCCGUCAGCAGACAGGGUUGUCAAAUUCAGUGAUUUCUUUUCAAUUUUCAAAAAAACAACCUGUGGCUUUUUGAAGGCAGAAUUAUUGCAUGAUAAAAAAAACAGUGGGAAACCUGAAAUCAAAUUCCAUCAUUCAUUUUAUAAAAUUUACCAUUUCCAUGUAUACUAUCAGUGGAUAAAGAAACAAAUUUUCUGCUUAGGCAGCACACCACACUAAAUGUAGCCACAGUUUUGAAAGGCCAGGGAGGAUUUCUUUGAAAGUGUAAAUAUUCUGGAGUUAAAUGACUGUUUGAGUUCAAAAUGCAUUUUCAGCAUCAGAUUUGGUUUUGUAACAUCUAAUAUGAACUCUGGCAAAUUCGAAAAUAGGGCUAGUAAUAAAUUGUUCAGGCAGAUAUUGUCCAGAACACCGUUUUACUGCAUACAGUGCAUUUCAACUGCAGGCUCGGAAGAAUCAAGACAUUUUUCAAGGGGGUACAUACUUUCAUCAGUAGCAAAAAAUCUGCAAGGCCAAGCACCUGUAUCUUUGUGAUAUUUUGCAUGUAUAGGGAUUGGCCAAGAGAGAAACAGUGUUUCUAUAGCUGCUAUAUUUGCAGGUUUUAUACUUUCAUAGGAGGAAGCGUUGACAUUUUGUGUGUGGUCAGGGACGGCCGAAAUAGGAAAUUUAGUGUGGAGUGCUUAUAACCUUAAGAUUUUGGUCUGAGUAUGGUAGACUAACACUGUCAUCAUCAUCACUUUUGCUGUUUCUGGUUAUAUGUUUUACAUCAGUUGCCUCUGACUGACUAAGUCUCACAACUUGUUCAACAGGUUCAUUUGGUUUCAUUGAUGUACUGCACAUCAUGGCACAGUCUUAUGAUACUAUUACAUCAUUGUUAGGUAGAAUAGGUCUAAGACACCUUGUUGAAAACUUCAAAACCCAGAGGAUCGACAGUAUUGACACAUGCAAGAGAUUAGUAGACACUGAUUUACUAUCUCUUGGUCUGUCUACAAUUGGAGACCGUGCAUGGUUCUGUGCUGAAAUUACAGCAUGUCAUGAAAAUGCAUCAGCAGGUGACAGUAGAGCUUUUUUGGCAAGCCGGUCAAGAUUCAGCAGAAAGAAGCCAGCUAGACGUAAAACUUGGACAGGAACAUUCGUAUGUUUGGCAGAUCAUAACCAAACCAAGGUUCCAUGUCAAGAGGAAAAAGUUUGCCUACAAAGGGCAGGAUUAGGUGUUAAAAAAAUUACUUUUGAUUCUGAAGCAUCUGAAUCAGAAGUAGAUUCUGUUAUUACUGGUGAAAGUGGUUUUAAAAAACUUGAAAGCUGUGGCGGUUAUGAACUCUUGCAUUGUAGAUCUAACUGUAGAAAUCUUUCAAAAAUAGAUGUAAGCUGGGAUGUAAAAAGCUUGAAAACUGUUGUUGGUGGACAGAGUAAAAUAUACAUUAGACCCAUUCAAACCUCCCUGGAGUUACAGUCUGAAAACGAGGAGGCAAAUACAUCCAAUAUAAAGUUUCCAUGUAUGAUCUGUGGUGUUGAAUUCAAUGUUAGGGACUUACGGGAGCAUGCAAAUACCUGCUUAAAAACUGAUAAUCCUACUGACAAUGAAGUUGUUAACAAGGACCCAUUUUUUGAAACACCUUUUGAAAUAAAUAUGCCUCUUGACCUAAAUAAUUUAGAGUUUUUCUCUGCUGAUCUUAGUGACACCGUACAGA